CCACGGCCGAGUCCCGACCAUCCUGGGCUCCUGAGACAGGAUCCCGAGCUUCUCCGUUUCCAGUUUUGCACUGUGGUCCCCACCGUCCAUCCCAGCUCCAGCAUCAGGGGAAGAGGGGGCCCGAAGCGGGGUGAAAGGUUCCUAGCCUCCGCCCCCAGGCUGAAGGCUUAGACCCCCCGUGUGCCGCCUUGAGCUAUUUGUGUCAAGACUGUACACUACACACGCGGAUACACAUGCAUGACCACAUACGUGGAGGUGUGCGCUCUGGGUUCUCCACGUGUACACAGACACCCAGGCAUGCGCAUGUCUAGGCCUCUGCAAACCCCCGAGCACACGGAUGUGUCCCAGGGAACAGGCGUGCAGGCUGCACGGCCGUCCCUGCGCAGACCUGCCACUUCCGAGUGCCCAGCUCCAGCCCCCAGGGAUGGACCUCGCGGACCCCGACAUCUUCAACAGGGACCCCCGGGACCACUACGACCUGCUUCAGCGGCUGGGUGGCGGCACCUAUGGGGAAGUGUUCAAGGCUCGAGACAAGGUGUCGGGGGACCUGGUGGCUCUGAAGAUGGUGAAAAUGGAGCCUGACGACGACGUCUCUACCCUGCAGAAGGAAAUCCUCAUAUUGAAGACCUGCCGGCACGCCAACAUCGUGGCCUACCAUGGGAGCUAUCUCUGGCUGCAGAAGCUCUGGAUCUGCAUGGAGUUCUGUGGGGCUGGCUCUCUCCAGGACAUCUACCAAGUGAUGGGCUCCCUGUCUGAGCUGCAGAUCGGCUACGUCUGUCGGGAAGUGCUGCAGGGACUGGCCUACCUGCACUCACAGAAGAAGAUCCACAGAGACAUCAAGGGAGCCAACAUUCUCAUCAAUGAUGCUGGGGAGGUCAGACUGGCUGACUUUGGAAUCUCGGCCCAGAUUGGGGCGACACUGGCUAGACGCCUCUCUUUCAUCGGGACGCCCUACUGGAUGGCUCCUGAAGUGGCGGCUGUGGCCCUGAAGGGGGGCUACAAUGAGCUGUGCGACAUCUGGUCCCUGGGCAUCACGGCCAUCGAGCUGGCUGAGCUCCAGCCGCCGCUGUUCGACGUGCACCCGCUCAGGGUCCUCUUCCUCAUGACCAAGAGCGGCUACCAGCCCCCGCGGCUGAAGGAGAAGGGCAAAUGGUCAGCUGCCUUCCACAACUUCGUCAAAGUCACCCUCACUAAGAGCCCCAAGAAGCGACCCAGUGCGGCCAAGAUGCUCAGCCAUCAGCUGGUGUCCCAGCCCGGGCUGAGCAGGGCCCUCAUCCUGGAUCUGCUGGACAAGCUGAGGAACCCCGGGAAGGGGCCCCUGGCCGGUGAGAGUGAGGACGACGAGCCCGAGCCGCCCCCGGCCAUCCCACGGAGGAUCCGAUCCACGCACCGGUCCAGCUCUCUGGGGAUCCCAGAUGCAGACUGCUGUCGGCGGCACAUGGAGUUCAGGAGGCUCCGCGGCGUGGAGAGCAGACCCCCAGCCCACACGGCUCGCCUGCAGCCCCCUGCAGACUCCAAGAGCAGCAGUCCCAGGAGGGACCAGUCCGAGUCCGACGAUGACUAUGACGACGUGGACAUCCCCGCCCCCGCAGAGGACACACCUCCUCCACUGCCCCCCAAGCCCAAGUUCCGUUCUCCGUCUGAUGAGGGUUCUGGGGGGGCUGGGGAUGAGGGGCAGCUGAGCCCGGGGGUGCUGGUCCGGUGUGCCAGCGGGCCUCCCCCACGCACCCCCCGUCCUGGGCCCCCUCCAGCCUCCCGCAGCCCCCACUUCACCGCCUAUUCAGAACCCUCGCUGUGGAACCCAGCCCUCCGGGAGCCCGCCCAGCCCCCACUGCUGCCCCCCAAGAAGGAGAAGAUGAGGAGAAAGGUGAGGCCAGAAUGUGCGCUGCUGGUGAAGUUGUUCAACGGCUGCCCGCUGCACAUCCACAGCACAGCCUCCUGGACACACCCGUCCACCAAGGACCAGCACCUGCUCCUGGGGGCUGAGGAGGGCAUUUUCAUCCUGAACCGGAGUGAGCAGGAGGCCACGCUGGAGAUGCUCUUUCCUAGCCGGACCACCUGGGUGUACUCCAUCAACAACGUGCUCAUGUCUCUCUCAGGAAAGACCCCCCACCUGUAUUCUCAUAGCAUCCUGGGCCUGCUGGAGCGGAAAGAGAGCAGAACCGGAAGCCCCAUCGCUCACAUCAGCCCCCACCGGCUACUGGCAAGGAAGAACAUGGUCUCCACCAAGAUCCAGGACACCAAAGGCUGCCGCGCAUGCUGUGUGGCGGAGGGUGCGAGCUCCGGGGGCCCUUUCCUGUGCGGGGCGUUGGAGGCGUCCGUGGUCCUGUUCCAGUGGUACCAGCCCAUGAACAAGUUCCUGCUCGUCCGGCAGGUGCUCUUCCCGCUGCCGACGCCUCUGCCGGUGUUCGCGCUGCUGACCGCGCCGGGCUCCGAGCUGCCCGCUGUGUGCAUCGGCGUGAGCCCCGGGCGGCCGGCCAAGUCCGUGCUCUUCCACACCGUGCGCUUCGGCGCGCUCUCCUGCUGGCUGGGCGAGAUGAGCACUGAGCACAAGGGGCCAGUGCAGGUGACCCAGGUAGAGGAAGACAUGGUGAUGGUGUUGAUGGACGGCUCUCUGAAGUUGGUGACCCCGGAGGGAGCCCCAGCCCGGGGCCUGCACACACCUGAGAUCCCCAUGACAGAAGUGGUGGAGGCUGUGGCUAUGGUUGGGGGUCGGCUCCAGGCCUUCUGGAAGCAUGGCGUGCAAGUGUGGGCUCCGGGCUCAGACCAGCUGCUGCAGGAGCUCAGAGACCCCACCCUCACCUUCCGUCUGCUCGGCUCUCCCAGGCCGGUGGUGGUGGAGACGCGCCCGGCAGAUGACCCGACUGCCCCCAGCAACCUCUACAUCCAGGAAUGAGUCUCCUGGGGGUGCCGGGAGCCAGUCCCUGUACCCCCCAGCAACAGAGACACUAGUGCUCACGUCGUGUCCUGGUUUCCCAAUAAAUAGGAC
This is a messenger RNA of Lepus europaeus (European hare), 2989 nucleotides long. It is a transcript of the gene MAP4K1, whose product is annotated as mitogen-activated protein kinase kinase kinase kinase 1. Lineage: Eukaryota; Metazoa; Chordata; Mammalia; Lagomorpha; Leporidae. Gene Ontology annotation, biological process: protein phosphorylation. The transcript is spliced from 32 exons. The record is from RefSeq and is a predicted model, not a curated record. Bases 338 to 2896 code for a protein of 852 amino acids. Gene Ontology annotation, molecular function: ATP binding; MAP kinase kinase kinase kinase activity.